AUGCGCGAUCCGGGUUAUGGCUAUGGUGGAGCUGGGGCUGAAAUGCGCGUUCCGGAUUAUGACUUUGGUGGAGCUAGAGCUGAAGGUGCUUGGCCCAACGGCCCCGGUUAUGGUUAUGGAGUUCAUGGAGUGCUGUACAGCAGUAGAAACAAUCACAGAGGCCCGAAUGCUGGUGUCACUACUGAAGCUAAUGUGGUGGAAGGGACAGCGAAUCCUAACGAUGGUGGAAGUGCUACGGCGGCAACGACUGGUAAAACUAUUUCCACGCUCGGGUCGCAAGAUGGCAGCACACCAAGCAGUAAUUCCACGGCUCCAAGCACGAAUACGGACACCCCAAUCAAAAGUGUCAGUGACGACGGUACUGCGACGCAGCAGAAGGGGUAUCGAUUGCUCCGAUCAGACAAUAGCGAAAGAG
Plasmopara halstedii is the source of this 415-nucleotide messenger RNA. RefSeq lists its product as uncharacterized. The annotation marks the transcript as partial. The transcript has a single exon. NCBI's taxonomy places the organism in Eukaryota, Oomycota, Peronosporomycetes, Peronosporales, Peronosporaceae. The record is from RefSeq and is a predicted model, not a curated record.